GCCAAAUAGUCAGCGAGAUAGUGUCAGAGCAACCUCGAAACUAAAGGAAAUCUGACCAUUCCAAAUGAUUGUGCAUUAGAGAGAAGUUAGCCGAUCUGCUUGACCUGUGGCGAUUGGAUAAACAUUUCAGGAACAACGCCUUGACUGGAUGUGUGAGGUUGCGUGCGAAAGACUGCGCAUGUCUCGAAGUCUUUACCUGCUUUCGGACUGAGCUUCACAUGGUCUCAAGUGAUCGCCAGCCUUCCCUCACUGCGAAGUAACCAGAGCGUGUGCCUGAGGAGAGGGCGGCCUGCCUUCCCGAGGAGCAGCGGGAACACAGACAUACAGAGAAGGCACUGCCAGCUAGUGCCACAGACCUUGGGGCACCUGCCUCCGGGGCUGCGCGUCUAUGACUGCUGCAGGGAACUCUCACUUUUGGAGAACGCAAUUUGCCAUGACUGCUAUCUGGUAAACUAAGUGAGUUCAAAGAAAGAAGCAAAGUUGCUGCGGAAGUUUUGGUGACUGCAGACAACAGUGUGUUGCUGUUUUUGGAGCUGAAGGUUGAGGCUGUUACCGCGACUGUUACUGAUUCCUCUCCCACUCUCCUAUUUCACCACCUCGGAACCCCAGUCCUCCUGGGGUGGUUUGUCGCAAUGUCUAAACCCGCGGAUCACGUUAAGCGGCCCAUGAACGCUUUCAUGGUGUGGUCCCGGGCACAGAGGAGGAAGAUGGCCCAGGAAAACCCCAAGAUGCAUAACUCGGAGAUAAGCAAGAGGCUGGGAGCUGAGUGGAAGCUGCUAAGCGAGUCCGAGAAGCGACCUUUUAUUGACGAGGCCAAGCGGUUGCGGGCGCUGCACAUGAAGGAGCACCCGGAUUAUAAAUACCGACCCCGCCGCAAACCCAAGACCCUGCUCAAGAAGGACAAGUUCGCCUUCCCCCUGCCUUACCUAGCCGAUCAGGACGGCCUAAAGGCGGCGGCAGCGGGGCUGCCGGAUUCCCUGCUGGGUUCGGCCGACAAAGCCCGGCUGCUGUUCCCGCACCCCGCCAGCCCGUACCCGCUUUUCGAUGCCAGCCCGUUGGGCUCCAAGCUCAGCGAGCUGUCCUCAGGCUCUCUGCCGUACGGAUCGCCGCUGGCUUACCAAAGCGGGGCUGCCGCGGCUGCAGCAGCGGCGGCCGCCUUCAGCGGAGCUCACACUCACAGUCACCCGUCUCCCGGGAACCCCAGCUACAUUCUGCCGUGUAACUGCAGCACCUGGCCGCCCUCAACCCUGCAGCCGCCCCUGGCUUACAUUCUCCUGCCCGGCAUGAGCAAACCCACGAUAGAACCGUAUCCUGCCGCUUAUGCAGCUGCCUUAUGACGACAGUCUCAACAAACGACAAAGUUUUCUUUAAUUCAAAAACAGGAUCGCACUCGUUGCUUACUCAACGCAGAACAUCCCCUACCACCCCCGAAUCCCCCCGCCGCCGACUUCCACCCCCCCCCCACCCCCACCCGCCAAAAAAAAGGCUUCAGAGACAUGGAGCUGGAAUUCGUGACUCAGUCAGGCGCUACCUGCUUACCGAGCAUCUUAGAAACAACUUGUCUCAAACUGUUUUUUUUGCGGGGAAGGCGGUGUUUUGGGGAGUGGACGGGGAUUGACUGUAAUUGUUUGUAAAGGAAAGCAACCUGCCAAUUCUAAUGGAUUGUUCAAACUUACCUUGUGGGUCUGUGUAUUUAUAAAUACAUUUCCUACCACGCACUUGGAUAUGCCAGACAACUUUCCUUUUGCUGCAGUCACCUUACCGACGGGACCAUAAUUCAAAAGAGAUAUUGGUGUAAAUGUUUGUGUACAAGGAGCUACUGCAAUCCCGGAUAUUGCACAUGGAGAUUGCGAAAUAAACUACCCCGCUGUGUGGUUCAAAUAUUCAACUGAGAGAACCUGCAUUCCAGACUUUCAAAUUGUAAAUCUGUAUAAAACAAAAAUCACUUAUUGUUCAUGUCAAUAGCUACCAGUAUCCGCGUAACGCCCCGAGGAAGACAGUACAUUUAUAAAUGUAGCUUCUAUUUGUUACUGGGCGUCUCCACCAUCUAACGUCGCCAAGAAAGUGAUGCUGGAGACCUGUAACUGUCCCCAUCCCAAACAAACCCAGACUGCGGCAAAGUAAAGCGGAAACCAAGCGGUUGUAAAUGUGUACAUUUCGAUGUUUGUUAUUGCAUGAUUGGUUCACAUUUUGUCUAUUUUUCCCCCUUACCAAGACGGCCUAGCUCUCUGCUUGACUUCUUGGAUUUAAUGUAAACAUACCCGAGGAAGUGACCUGUCUCCAAACGCAAAAAAAACAAGCAAAAUAAAGGGAACAGAACGAGGUGCUUCCACUGGGUGAAGCGGUCACUAUUUUGACUGACUUUAUUUAUUGUUUAGCUAGAGUAAUUUUUUGGUUCCCCUACCGCCGCCCCCCCCCCCCCCGCGACACUGGGACUAUUGUCAGUCUUUUCGAGUAACAUUUGCACAUGAAACAGGUUAUUUCCGACCUCAGCGUUCAGUCUAAAAGAUCAAACACAAAAUAAAGUACAAAUUAAUAGAAUACCAGGUCUAAUAGGUCACAUUUUUUUCACCAGGUAACUGUAUAGAGCACACAAGAAUAGCCUCUGACACAGUCAUCCAGUGCUAGCCUUGUCAUUGUUAUUAGUAUUAGUAUUACUGAUGGAACAAAAUCAACUUUCGAAUCCACCGAGUUGCUGAAACCGUCAAAUUAUUUUCUCCCACAGACAGGAGCACACAAACGGUGACGAUCGCUAACUUGAAGAAAUAUCUCUGACAAAGAACUGUAUUCACAAAAUGUGACCUUCAGCGGUACAUAAUACGCCGGCAACCUUUCCUUUUGAAACAUGAAAGUGUUAAAGUUGAUAUCAGCAGGGUCCAACAGUUUUGAUGGAGUUUGCUGCGAGUUUUCGGAGCAGCGAUUGUAUCAUUGCCAUAAAUCGACUUUCUUGCGUGUUAGUAUAAUUCAAGUGUUGCGUGGGCCCAGCAUGUUAUGACGUUUUUCAAAUGUUAGCAUUUCUCUAACAUAAAACAAUAAAGUGCGCGUUUUGCGAAUCUUUAUGAAGUUUUAAACAGUGCCGGUAUUUUUUGUUUUAAUUUAAUAGUAUACUCUGAAGAUUCUUGUAUUUUUCGGGUCUGAUUGCUACUCUGUUCAGUUGUUGAA
Molecule: messenger RNA, 3162 nt
Organism: Hemiscyllium ocellatum (epaulette shark)
Lineage: Eukaryota; Metazoa; Chordata; Chondrichthyes; Orectolobiformes; Hemiscylliidae
Product: transcription factor SOX-21-like
Exons: 1
Coding region: 633-1337 (234 amino acids)
Biological process (GO): regulation of DNA-templated transcription; cell differentiation; anatomical structure morphogenesis
Molecular function (GO): DNA-binding transcription factor activity, RNA polymerase II-specific; RNA polymerase II cis-regulatory region sequence-specific DNA binding
Source: RefSeq, a predicted model, not a curated record